This is a messenger RNA of Rhizopus microsporus ATCC 52813, 459 nucleotides long. RefSeq lists its product as uncharacterized. The record is from RefSeq and is a predicted model, not a curated record. The transcript is spliced from 3 exons. Lineage: Eukaryota; Fungi; Mucoromycota; Mucoromycetes; Mucorales; Rhizopodaceae. The coding region runs from base 1 to 459 and encodes 152 amino acids.
AUGGAAAGUAGACAGAAACAGUUGGCAGUGCUGUCAAAGCAUAUUGAGGAAGCAAAUGAUAGAAUCAAUAAAGUAUUAGACAGACUGGGUUGGACAAGAGAGCAUAUCAAGCAAAAAUAUAAAGAAAGAGAUCAAUUACAAACAUGUCCAAUCAAUAAAAGACACAAAGUACUGUCAAAAAGUUUUAAUGAGCAUUAUAAACGCUGUCUAUUGAAAAGCAGUGGAUUCUAUAUCAAAAGAAGACGAGUCAAUAAAACAAACCCACAAAGCUCUUUAUUCUUUUACAAGGAUAGUCCAUCCGUGAUAUCCUUUACUACACAAGAUGUAAAUACAUGUAAUACAAUUCAAGAAUCUGAAAUUCAUCAAGAAAAGACAGUCGAUGAAAGACGACAAGAGUAUGAUAAAGUUGUACUCUUGACACAUAAGCUUCGUGCUCAAAAAGAUAUAAAUAAAAAGUGA